UAUAUCGAGGCGGAUAUAGCUAAUGUAUAACAGCAGCACUGCGCCAUUUGCAGAACGCUCAAUUCAAAUAUGAAUUUUGAUUUUUACUGGCGGUCUUUUCUACCAGUGACUGUUUGACAAGUUAUAAAGAAUAAUCGCUUUCAACUCGCCUUGACCUCUCUCCGCCGCAUCGUGCGCCCCCCGACUGAUAAGAUUAUUUUCAAUGUUGUACAUAUAGAUGCACGUUGAAGAUCGUAAAAAUGUCGAGUUCUAAUAUCCGCGUUUUCACUGUAUUUUGUACGAUAGUUGCAUUUUUCUUAGUCAAUAGCUCUUCUAGCAAACCAAUAAGACACUAUGGCCGCUGUAAUGUGGGGAACGAAACCGGUUACUGCCAGCAUCGGCAACGGUGUUGGGAGCAGGGAGCAAACUUCAGCAGCUCAGCCCGUAGCCAGUGUCCAAGUCAACUACGUCACGAUCUAGUUUGUUGUCGCCGCGCACCGUUUGGGAUUGUUUCCUCUGCCCUGAAGCAAUUGCUACCACAGCCGGGCGUUUGUGGCUUUGUUGAUUUCAUUGAAAAUCGUGUCAUAUCUGGCACCAUAUCAAGCAUAAGGGAUUUUCCAUGGAUGGCUCUGCUGCGCAAGUCUAAAGAUGGCGAGCAAUAUACACAUGUGUGCGGUGGCUCGCUUAUCCACGAGCGCUGGGUAUUAACAGCGGCACAUUGUGUGCCCAUCCGAGAGGAUAGUCAAACUUUGUUGCAGGUGCGCCUGGGCGAGUGGAACACGACCAACUCACCGGACUGCCAAUGGUCAGGGGGGGAAGAAAUCUGUGCUCCCCCACACAUAGACAUGAAUGUCGACCGGAUCAUAAUGCAUGAGGAAUAUGUCAAGGAAUUUGCACCGAAUGCCAAACUUCUCAACGACAUUGCACUUCUGCGUCUGCAGCAGCCCGUCAACUUUUCAGAGUUUGUGCAGCCUAUUUGCCUGCCAAGUUCUAAUGAUGACGAUGAAUACACGUACGCUGAUUAUGCCAUGGACAUUGCUGGUUGGGGCAACACCGAGCACACGAGCUUCGGCGGCAGUCCGAUCAAAUUGAGGGCAGUGCUGAACGCCUUGUCCAUGGCCAACUGUAGAAAAAACUAUCCGCAUAUUAUGUCGAGUCAAUUGUGUGCCGGUGGCGAAACGAUGGCGGGUACCUGUCACGGUGAUUCCGGCGGUCCACUGAUGUACCAGCUGGCAUAUGAUGACAAGGAAAACAGAGCCUACUAUAUUGCUGGCAUUGUUUCACUGGGCUUGGCAUUCUGCAAUUAUAGUGGGCAACCGAUGAUAUUUACCCGAGUUGAACAAUAUGUGCCUUGGAUAAUGGGCACUAUUAGCGCCAAUAUGUAAAGUAAACAAUUUAGACAGAUCAGACCAUUGUUGAUUGAUAUAAAUGAAUGUAUUUGCCAAAA
Messenger RNA from Drosophila grimshawi, 1426 nucleotides. Its product is annotated as serine protease easter. Bases 240 to 1364 code for a protein of 374 amino acids. Gene Ontology annotation, molecular function: serine-type endopeptidase activity. The transcript has 3 exons. The record is from RefSeq and is a predicted model, not a curated record. NCBI's taxonomy places the organism in Eukaryota, Metazoa, Arthropoda, Insecta, Diptera, Drosophilidae. Gene Ontology annotation, biological process: proteolysis.